This is a messenger RNA of Anolis carolinensis (green anole), 2474 nucleotides long. RefSeq names its product vesicle associated membrane protein 7 (gene vamp7). Gene Ontology annotation, biological process: vesicle fusion; endosome to lysosome transport; exocytosis. NCBI's taxonomy places the organism in Eukaryota, Metazoa, Chordata, Lepidosauria, Squamata, Anolidae. Gene Ontology annotation, cellular component: SNARE complex; membrane. The transcript is spliced from 8 exons. The record is from RefSeq and is a predicted model, not a curated record. Gene Ontology annotation, molecular function: SNARE binding; SNAP receptor activity. The coding region runs from base 166 to 825 and encodes 219 amino acids.
CACAAUUCUCGUCACUUCCUGUCUUUCUCAGCGUCCGAACUCGGCUUCCCAGAAGCCUUCGUGGCUAGUGGCGGAAGCUCACGCGCUGCUGUCUUGUCCUGGGAGCUUGUCGACAACAGGACGGGGCCUGGAGGGUCCGGACGGGCGCUUGGCCAGCCUUCAGCCAUGGCUAUUCUGUUUGCAGUGGUGGCCAGGGGCUCCACCAUCUUAGCCAAACAUGCUUGGUGUGGAGGGAACUUCCUGGAGGUGACGGAGCAGAUUUUGGCAAAGAUACCAUCAGAAAACAACAAACUGACCUACUCCCAUGGAAAUUACCUGUUCCACUACAUCUGCCAGGACCGGAUUAUAUACCUCUGCAUCACUGAUGAUGACUUUGAACGUUCCCGAGCUUUCACAUUUCUGAAUGAAAUAAAAAAGCGGUUUCAAACAACUUACGGUUCUCGUGCACAGACGGCCCUUCCCUAUGCCAUGAACAGCGAGUUUUCUAGUGUUCUGGCUGCACAACUGAAAUACCACUCUGAGAACAAGGGCUCUGAUCAGGUGGCAGAGACGCAGGCCCAGGUAGACGAGCUCAAGGGGAUCAUGGUCCGUAAUAUAGAUCUGGUGGCCCAAAGAGGAGAAAAGUUGGAGUUGCUGAUAGACAAAACUGAAAACCUUGUGGAUUCGUCUGUCACUUUCAAAACAACCAGCCGGAACCUGGCUAGAGCAAUGUGCAUGAAGAACCUCAAGCUAACCAUCAUUAUUGCCAUAGUAUCCAUCGUCAUAAUCUACAUCAUUGUGUCAGCGGCUUGCGGGGGCAUCUUGUGGCCAGACUGUGUAAAGUAGCCAUCGGAACCAGUCAAUUGCACAUGUGUACGGAUGACCCUCAUAAAACAAACUCAGACCUCCUUCCUCUUCAUCCUUCCAGGACACUUGACCCUUUUUGCCUUAUCACCCCAAAAAGGGGCUUGGGUGGGAUCCCAAGCCAGCAGCCUCCAAGGCAGAGGUGUUGUUUUGUUUAAGCCUAUUCAAAGGUAUACCUUUGUCUUUCACUUCUAAGCUGCCCGGGGGAAAGGAAGGCAUUGACUGUGGAUCUAAAUAAGAGUUCAUGCUUUGCACUUUACUGUCUGGAAGCCCUGCUGGAGCAGGCGGAGUGCUGACUGCCCUCACCUUCAUCCUUUAACCCUUGAGGGGGCAAUGUGGGUGGGUGCCACCGAGACCGAAGGAUUCCUCUCUGUGUACCCUUGCUCCAGUGCAUGUGGCCAGCUCCUCCCAGCAGUGCCUUUCCUAAAAUCAUGUCAGUCCAUGACUUUGUCUUUAGAGGACAUUACUAGGCACAUUGGUGGGCUCUGACCUGUGAACCGGGUGAUUGGCAAAGGUGUUGAUUUUGCUUUCUUGUAGCUACUCUUCGUAGUUUCUGUGCUUUCCUCCUGUCCUGCUUGCCAGAGGUGUUCAGCUCUGAUUCCAAGAAACGUCUCCUCUGGUGAGCAAAAUCCUGCACCAGUCAGAGCCAUUGCUUUGCCAGGCUUGUGCAGUUGUCUUGCUGAUUGUAAAUGUGGUAUGGUUAUGGUGCCUAGACUCCCAGUAACAGAGUUCAGACUGGACAAGACUUUGGGAUUCUGAGCUGCUGGUGGACACUUUCAAAUGCAAGGGGCAUUGAAAGCUUAAAAUUGGCCAUCUCCAGGGAACCUGCUCAAAAAAUGAUGUUUGAGAAGCAAACUCUGGCAUGUACUUGCAUAAUUGCUCGGACAGCUGCAGAACAAUGCGACAGAGGGACAGUUGUGUUGGAUGUGAUGCCUUCAGAACAAGUCAUGCACAAGUUGGACUGUAUGCACCUCUGAGUACUUUGGGAGUUUCUGCUGGGGAUCUUGUCUCAGCCAAAAGGGCUACAGCUUAAGUGGGUGAUGACAGGGAAAAGUUACACUGUUUUCAGGGUAAAUGGAGUUGCCCUCUCGAAUGCUUGAUGCUCAUCUUGGACGAAUGUAAGGCUUUUAUGUGAAAGCAAAUUAUGGUUAUGUCAAUGUGCUGCCCACAGUGCAACUGUCAGAUAACUGUGAAAUGUACCCUCCACCUCCCAGAUUAACAUAAAGUGCUAUGGAAGUAUGAAGUACUGGCAUGACGACUCCUAGAGAUGCUUAGCCUCCCCCAUGCUGCUCUUCCCCAUCCAGUUUUUGUUUUCUGUACAUUUCCUGCAGGCCAUUUCCAACUUACAAACUCAGAUGAGCACUACAGUAGGGCCUGCUUUCUCUCUUAAGGGAUGGCCAGGCUCACUAAUGUCUGAGAAAGACCAUUUGAGAAGGGCUCCUCUGCUCCUGUUAUCUCCCCUUUCCUUCCAAAUACCUUUCCAGGCACAAGUCAGUGUUUCAUUGUGCAUGUUUUAGGAACUGUUCAUAGUAACUCUUAAAUUUUCUGAUUGCCUUUAUGUAUAUUAAAAGUCUGCUUCCUGUUUUAAAAUGCACUGAUGCAUUAUUGUGAAAUAAAAAAAAUUAAUCUUG